AGAAGAAGAAGAAGCUGCUGCACUAGAGGAAGGAAGCAGCAGUGUUGUAGCAUUGUGUAUUGUAACUUAUGUACCACUGUUUUUAUCUGGCAUACUUGGAUAGUAAAUUGUAUUACCCACAAUAAUUCUAUAUUGACGAGCUAGGUGAUAUGUAUCGUAACUCGGUUCACGUUAGUACUCUUAAGAACGCAAGUUAACAGAAGUUUGCUAGCUAACGUUAACUGCAAAAGGUCAUGCUAUACUCCAUUCAGAACACUACAGAAAGUUCUUUGGCUAUUUGCUUUUGCUGAAUUUCUGGUGGACGUACACAAUGGAUGAAGAAUCAGAGCGAGCCAAGCGCUGGGAGGGGGGCUAUGAAAGGACAUGGGAGGUGCUGAAGGAGGAUGAAUCUGGCUCACUCAAAGCCACAGUAGAAGAGCUUCUGUUCCAGUCCAAAAGGAAAAGGGUGAUAGUGAGCCAUGGGCAAGUGAGGCUUGGAAUGAUGCGUCACCUCUUUGUGGUCAUUGACUGUUCAAGAAGUAUGGAAGACCAGGACUUGAAACCAAACCGUCUCACCUCUACUCUAAAGCUGAUGGAAGCUUUUAUCGAUGAGUAUUUCGACCAAAACCCCAUCAGUCAGGUGGGCAUUAUCACCACAAAGAAUAAAAGGGCUGAGAAGCUGACUGACCUGACAGGAAAUCCAAAGAAACACAUUGCUGCUCUGAAGAAAGCAGUGGAUACAGUGUGUUUAGGAGAACCAUCCCUGUACAACUCUCUCAGCCUGGCCAUACAGACCCUCAAGCACAUGCCUGGACAUACGAGCCGGGAGAUCCUGAUAAUCCUCAGUAGCCUCACCACAUGUGACCCAUCCAACAUCUAUGAGAUUAUCAAGACCCUAAAGUCUCUAAAGAUUCGGGUGUCAGUGAUUGGCUUGUCAGCAGAGGUCCGGGUGUGUACGGUGUUGACCAGGGAGACUGGUGGGUUGUACCAUGUUAUCCUGGACGAGAGCCACUUCAAAGAGCUGCUGAUGCUGCAUAUCAAACCUCCUCCGGCAAGCUCCUCAUCUGAAUGUUCCUUAAUACGUAUGGGUUUUCCUCAGCACACCGUUGCCUCUCUGACUGACCAGGAUGCCAAGCCUUCAUUCAGCAUGUCUCAUCUAGACAGUAGCAGUGGUCCAGGUUUGUCUCUGGGAGGAUACUUCUGUCCACAGUGUCAUGCUAAGUAUACAGAGCUUCCUGUGGAGUGUAAAGUCUGUGGUUUGACUCUGGUGUCAGCCCCCCAUCUUGCCAGAUCCUUCCAUCACCUCUUCCCACUCCAGCCCUUUGUAGAGAGUUCGGUGGAGGAGCUCCAAGGAAACAGGUUCUGUCAAGCCUGUCAAGGGGAACUGAAGGAUAAAAAUAUAUUCACGUGUCCAUCAUGCCACAGUGUAUUCUGUGUCGAGUGUGAUCUCUUCGUCCAUGAUUCACUCCACUGCUGUCCCUGCUGUAUUCACAGUCAGAACACCCCCUUUAACGAAUUCAGACAUUUCCAAAAGAUGACAGCGACUCCAUCUGUGAAAGGCAAACAGAAUGUGGUACUCAUGGGCAGAAAGACGUGGUUUUCCAUUCCAGAGAAGCACAGACCUCUGAAAGACAGGAUCAACAUUGUCCUCAGCAGGGAGUGCAUAGCCCCCCCUGCAGGAGCACACCACCUAGCAGCAGGCUUCAGCUCAGCUCUUGAGCUCAUCAACACAGAGCUGGCAGACCAGGCUGACCAGGUCUGGGUUAUAGGAGGCACUUCUCUCUACAAGGAGCUGAUGGAGUACCCGGGGACCAAAAGGCUGUUCGUCACACGAAUCCAACAGCAGUUUGAGUGCGACACGUUCUUCCCUGAAAUCGAUCCAGAAAAGUUUCAUCUACUGCCAGAGUUUCCAGGAGUGCCAAAAGGACUGCAGGAGGAGAAUGGUAUCCAGUAUAUAUUUGAAGUCUAUGUAAGCAUCAAGUAGAGAAGAAGAAUUAGAAGAAAAUCCAUGUGGUUUUGUAAAUGGACACCAUAAUAAUGUAAAUGCUGGGCUUCUGUUUGAUAUGAUUUGGACAGUUUGGGACAGGGUGAAUAAAGUUAGAAUCGUGUUGAAUGAAAUAGAAUCCUACUGUUAUUUACAGGUGGUGAGGGAUCUAGAAACUAUAUGUAUGGAAAUUGUUUAUUUUUAGCAUAACCAUACAGUAUAUUUUACAGCAACUGAUCUAACAUCAAAUGAGUAAUGCUGGGUUUUAUAGUGCUGACAAAGGUUAUUUCGAUAUGCCUAUAGGAGUGCCAAUAAAAAUUAUUCAUCCCCUUGAAGGUUU
Messenger RNA from Monopterus albus (swamp eel), 2303 nucleotides. It is a transcript of the gene gtf2h2, whose product is annotated as general transcription factor IIH, polypeptide 2. The transcript is spliced from 21 exons. Gene Ontology annotation, cellular component: mitochondrion; transcription factor TFIIH holo complex; transcription factor TFIIH core complex. Gene Ontology annotation, biological process: tetrahydrofolate biosynthetic process; dihydrofolate metabolic process; DNA-templated transcription. Gene Ontology annotation, molecular function: dihydrofolate reductase activity; NADP binding; zinc ion binding. The coding region runs from base 311 to 1963 and encodes 550 amino acids. Lineage: Eukaryota; Metazoa; Chordata; Actinopteri; Synbranchiformes; Synbranchidae. The record is from RefSeq and is a predicted model, not a curated record.